CUCAAAUAUCAUCACUCACACACCAAACCAAAGUCAUUUUCCAACUUCCAAAUGGCUUCCAAGGUUGCAAUUAUCCUUGUCCUUAACAUUCUCUUUUUCACUGCUGUAACAUCCAACUAUGUUCCAUGUCCACCACCACCCACAAAAGAUCACAACCACUCACAUCCAAAGAACCCAACAUGUCCUAGAGACACAAUUAAGUUUGGUGUGUGUGCUGAUGUAUUAGGUUUGAUUAAUGUUGAACUUGGUAAGCCACCAAAGACACCAUGCUGUUCUCUCAUUGAUGGUCUUGCUAAUCUUGAAGCUGCUGUCUGUCUUUGCACUGCUCUUAAGGCUAAUGUCUUAGGCAUUAACCUUAAUCUUCCCAUUAAUUUGAGCUUGGUACUAAAUUACUGUGGAAAAGGAGUUCCAAAGGGGUUCGUUUGCGCUUAAUUAAUAAACCUUGCUACUUGAUAUGGUUGUGCUGUGUUACUAUUUAUUCGUUAUCUUUCAUGUGUGAAUUUUGUACUUUUUUGGUACAUUUUCUCUCACUAGUUAUUUGUUUUCGCCAAUGAA
Molecule: messenger RNA, 555 nt
Organism: Vicia villosa (hairy vetch)
Lineage: Eukaryota; Viridiplantae; Streptophyta; Magnoliopsida; Fabales; Fabaceae
Product: 14 kDa proline-rich protein DC2.15-like
Exons: 1
Coding region: 52-432 (126 amino acids)
Source: RefSeq, a predicted model, not a curated record